This is a messenger RNA of Sorghum bicolor (sorghum), 1475 nucleotides long. Its product is annotated as membrane-associated progesterone-binding protein 4. The transcript has 8 exons. Lineage: Eukaryota; Viridiplantae; Streptophyta; Magnoliopsida; Poales; Poaceae. Gene Ontology annotation, cellular component: membrane; endomembrane system. The coding region runs from base 309 to 1022 and encodes 237 amino acids. The record is from RefSeq and is a predicted model, not a curated record.
AUUCCAGCCCAGUCAACCGAUCCUAGCCGCGCGUCCCUCCCCGGCGGCCAGCUCCCCUAGCCGAUCGUUUCCACCAAACCCACCGGUCUGCCGGCCCCGUCUUCCGCUCCGACGACACGGAGGUCUGUCCGGUCGAUAGCCGCCUUAACCACCAAUCCGUCCCUCCGCCGAAGCUACGCCGUCCGGUCUCAAGGGCAGCCCUAGCUCGCUGAGGCGGAUCGUAGCAAAACCGAUACUGGUUCGUUGCCGUGGAGGCAGUUUGAUUUUGUGGACCUAACGGCCUUCCGGAUCUCUUGGGAGCCAGAGCGAUGGCGCGCGGCGCUCGCUUCCUUCUUGUUCUCGCGCUGCUCGCCGCGCUACUCGCCGUCGUCCUCCAGCUCUACCGCCUCAGGAAGCCGAGGUUGUGGACAGUGGAGGAGCUGUCGCCGUACAAUGGAACGAAUGAGGGGUUGCCCAUACUACUCGCGAUUUUGGGCUCAGUGUUUGACGUCACAAAAGGGAGGUCACAUUAUGGUCCUGGCGGAGGUUAUCAUCACUUUACUGGGAGGGAUGCAUCACGGGCAUUUGUUUCUGGAAAUUUUACAGGUAAUGGUCUGACUGAUUCCUUACAGGGUUUAUCAAGCAGUGAGGUAAACAGCAUUGUUGAUUGGAGGAAAUUUUACUUCGAAAGAUAUAUAUUUGCUGGUAAACUUAUUGGACGUUACUACGACAGUCAAGGAAAUCCUACGAAAUAUCUGAAGGGUGUAGAAAUGAAGGCAAAGAGAGGUGCACAGCUUCUUGAAAAGCAGAAGAGUGACGAAGCUAAAAUACCUGGCUGCAAUUCAAAAUGGAGCCAACAAGAAGGCGGAGAAGUUUGGUGCGACACGGGCUAUCCAAGAUUGGUGAGGAGGCCAGGCGACAUAGCUCUGACCGGACAAGUUAGCCAAAGGUGCGCUUGUUUCCAGGAAAACGAGCUCGACAAAGCUGGGCUAGUGGUGUACGAAGGGUGUGAUUACUUGUCCAAGUCUUGCAAAGUAAACUAGAACUGUACAUGUCCCUCCCCUUUGUCCACGAACUUGUUGCUUUGGGCACUCAACGCAAGGUUCAUUAGUUGGGAGCAGUGACAUUCCACGAGCACAAGCCACGCAUCAUGAUGGGUCUUCUGUACUGUUCCGCAUCAGUCCUUUCGGAAUACCUGGUGCAACGUCGUGUUUCAGAAGCCAAGAUACUCCGCAAUUGAUUGGAAGAUACGUGCAAUCGAAUCAAAUGAUGGUAACACUGCGCUGCCACGCAUUAUUCGUGUAGGGCAAGAUCAAUCGCAAAGGCUGUCCAUGUUAAUAGCCAUGGGGCCUUUGGCUGUCGAUUGAUCGAGUCGAGGCACGCACCGUCGGCAUCAUCUUUCUGGAUCCCAAACUCAUUUUCUCUGUUGCAAAUACCUGCCUUUGUAUAUAUAUAAUAAAAAAAAACUAACCUUGAAUUGAAAAUGGUAUUUCCAA